Oikopleura dioica is the source of this 3261-nucleotide messenger RNA. The record is from the annotation of a GenBank genome assembly. NCBI's taxonomy places the organism in Eukaryota, Metazoa, Chordata, Appendicularia, Copelata, Oikopleuridae.
AUGGUCGUUUUUAAACCAGGGGUAAAAGAAGUGAGAGAUAUUGAAGAAGACGAGUUCGAAUCGGAUGACGAUUUCGAUCUUACAGAGUUCAUCCCCCAGUUAACCCGAUCCUGGUCGGCUACCGGUCGACUUCCAACCCAAGCAGAUGGAGGAAAACUAGCUCCGAGUCUUGACCGACCUCAAACAGUCAACGAGUUCCGAGAUCGUCCAGUAUCUCGUCGAGAGAGAGCCCAAAAAGCCAAAACAGACCAGAUCGUCAACCAUGUUGUCGGAAAUCCCCUGCACCGCGAUCGCGAGCGUCGACUCUCCGUGACAGAUCCAACAGAUGCCGGAAAAGUGGCGGCGAUUCUUCAGCGCUUGAACAUUCAGACCAAGGAGUCCCGGCUUGGAGGAAAGUUGCCAAGUUCCCAGAAUUCGGAUACAGCUCCGAUAUUCUGGUUGAAAAUGGCGAGAAAAUUUAGAAAACCCGAAAGGGUCAAAGAUAAUGCUCAAGAGGAGAAAAUCGAUUUUCAUAAGAUCGAAGACAGUAUCUCACUGGAUCAACUUCAAGAGAUUCACGAUUCUUUCGAGCAAGGUGGAGAAGAUGGUCUGUCUAUUGACGAGUUCAAACGGAUGUUCGAGAAGAUUUUGGGCAUAAACAACGCUGAAAGCCAAAUCGAGCGCCUUUUCAAGAAAAUCGACACAUCAGCAGAUGGCUUCAUUGACUGGGACGAGUUUUGCAGUUAUAUGCAGCUCGAGUACGCGGAAAAAGAAGCGGUGGGCAAGCGAGGCGCUACGAUAAAAUUCGUCAUUCCAGCGAAGCAAUCCCAUGCUGCGCACAGAGAAGAAAUCAUUCGCCUCAGAGUCAUUGGCGAUGGAAACAUCAUGACGGUCUCCAAAGACGGGCAGAUGUUCUGCUGGAAGGCGAAAGACCUGACGAUAGAUAAAUCGAUUCGCCUGGGUAUCACUGAAGAUCGCUCGAAAUGCUGGGUCACGGAUUGCUCUCUCGUUUCUUCCAUGAACAGAAUUUUUGCUUUCACUGGCGACCGCGAAAUUCUCAUCUACGAUUCUGUUUCGCUCGAACUCUACUGCAGAAUUACCAAUUUCGAAUCUGUCCCUCUCAGAGUGCAUUGCUACGCCGUCGAAGGUCAAAUCAUCAUUAUUCUCUGCGACGGUCUCGGCUGCAUCUCUGUGCUGUCUAUCAAGCGUCUGGCAGACACGAUCCGCGAGUGGAAGAAUAAAACAAACGAUGAGAUCCCGAUCGUCACGCUGAGCGAGGCACUCGGCAGCUCGACGGUUAAAUUCUUUCGAUGGAAGGCGCACGACGACUGGGUCACAGAGGUAAUUUACUCGGAGAACCUCAACGCCAUUAUCUCCGCUUCUAAUGAUCAGUCGACUGCUGUUUGCAUUUCGCCAAUGCCGGACUUUGGCGAUUACUUUACGUUACGAAACUCGCGACCGACCAGCAGCAAAUUUAAACGAGAAGAGAAGCCAGCGCUCAACUUCAUUAAAAUUCUAAAAGGAGUAAAAGCGAUUUCCUUCACUGCUAGGGGCAAUCUGCUAGCAACUGGCGGCAUUGAUCGAGUUAUUCGCCUUUGGUCCGUGCCUUCCAAAUUGGUUUCCACCUCUCAAGAUCGAGUCAUCAUGGUGUGGGACGUAGCAGAACAGACGAGGCUGCUGACGUUGAAUCCUAAAGCGCACGGGGUUAAUGGAGAUUUCACUUCAGUUUGCUUCAGUAAUGUGCUCAAAACACUAGUCGUGGCGACAGAUGUCGUGAAUCUUCUACCCGUAAGACCUACAGUCACUUCAAGAAAUAUCGAUUACUUACAAGGAAAAGUACAACUCAGUCAUCAAGUUCCAGUCACGAGCUGCAUUUACAAUCAAACAUUCGCUCAAGUUGUCACCGCCGAUGAAGCUGGAUUGGUGCGCGUUUGGGACCUAGAAACAGGCAUAAAGACAUUCGAGUUCAAUAUAAAGACGCCGAUAUCUUGUCUCGCAUUUGACGAUACGCACAGACGUCUGAUCAUAGGCUGCCGAGAUGGAACUGCACGGAUUUAUAAUCACAACAACGGCUCACUUCUCAAGAAUCUCAAAGCUCGCAAACAUGGCAAAGAAGUCGCCUCUCUUCACAUGGUCACCAUUGGUCAGUCCGAAUACUUCCUGAGCGUUGGGUGGGACAGGCGGAUCAAUCUGUACCCAGAAAUUGACAAAAAGCACGUGAUCGACGUAAGACCACUUGGACUUUGGGACGACGAUGUCCGAAGAGGGCACAAAGAAGACAUAAUAUCGGCGGCUCUAGUCGGCACCAAUUUACUGGCGACGGCGAGUUUUGACGGUGAAAUUCUCAUUUGGAACAUGGUCUCUGGAAAAGUCUUGAAUCGAAUUCAAAAGGAACAAAUUCGCAUGUCAAUGGAUCCGGAAAUAGAGUCUUCAGACGAAGAGAACGGUCCAUUUUUCACUUGCCUUGCCAGAUACCAAGAAAAGAAAAAGAUACUCGUAGCUGGCCACCAAAACGGUUCAAUUUUAUUCUACAAUCUUCUCGGUCCAGUACCGACGCUGAUCGCUGCAACACAAGUGGCCAAUCAUCCCAUUUCUCAUUUGAGUCUGACAGAAGACGGAGAGCUUUUAUUUUGUGGCGACACUAAUGGAAACAUUUUCAUUCUCGAUCUGUACGACUUUUCCUUCGAGCUUUCGCACACUCAGGUCGCGCCCAUCAGCGCUACUUGGAGAGGACAUGUCGACUGUGUGACUUUAACUGCUCCCGUUGAUCAGCGAGAGAUCAUCUUGACUUCGUCUCUUGAUGCGACUUGCCGAGCGUGGACUUUUGAUGGCGAAUAUGUCGGAACAUUUGGUCAGAAAGAAAAGUGGGACUUGAUGGAGGAGACUUCUUGGGGCCAUCCGUACACGCCUGAUGAUGUUCUUAUGGAAACGACUUUUCCAAGUCUCAAGAAAAUGGAAGGGGGAGAUGCUCCACCAUCAGCAGGCAACGCGAAGCCUUGGCGAAAUCGGGUAAAAUACGAGCUCUCGAAUGAAGAUAUGUUCAAAGAAAUCCGAUCGACGUUGAGCUCUUCCAGCGGGAAAAGAUUGAGUCUGCAACGACAGCUCUCUCAACAACCGGUAGACACGAAGAAGGACCCAGCUUCGAAUGCAUGGCGUUCUCUUAAAAUCCAUGACAUCGGCGAGGAAGACGUCGAAGAGCCAGAGAAGCCCACGAGCAUGACUGAAGAUCCUUAUGCAUUAAAAAAGGAGUCGAACCAUUCUUAUCAUGUUCGAUUCGAAUAA